Messenger RNA from Ochotona curzoniae (black-lipped pika), 1889 nucleotides. It is a transcript of the gene ZWILCH, whose product is annotated as zwilch kinetochore protein. Lineage: Eukaryota; Metazoa; Chordata; Mammalia; Lagomorpha; Ochotonidae. Gene Ontology annotation, biological process: mitotic spindle assembly checkpoint signaling; protein localization to kinetochore. The record is from RefSeq and is a predicted model, not a curated record. The transcript is spliced from 19 exons. The coding region runs from base 1 to 1764 and encodes 587 amino acids. Gene Ontology annotation, cellular component: RZZ complex.
AUGUGGGCGCGGGCCAACCGGGCGGCGGAGGAGCUGUACGCCGGUCUGCUGCAGAAAUUUAAUGAAGAAAAGAAAGGAAUAUCUAAGGACCCGUUUAUCUAUGAGGCUGACGUUCAAGUACAGUUGAUCAGCAAAGGGCAGCCAAACCCCUUGGGAAAUAUCCUGAAGGAAAAUGACGUUAUAUUCAUUGUGGAACAAGUGCCCUUAGAAAAGAAAGAGACGAGUCAUGUGGAAGAAUCACAGCCUGAAGAAACUGCCAUUUUGGAUUUCUCUACUGGUGAAAAUGUGGGGCCCCUUGCUUUGCCAGUCAGGAGAGCCAGGCAGUUAAUCGGGUUGUACACCAUGGCUCACAACCCUAACAUGACCCAUUUGAAGAUUGAUCGGCCAGUUACUGCCCUCCCUCCUCUUUGGGCAAGAUGUGACAGUUCAGAUCCUGAAGGUACCUGUUGGCUAGGAGCUGAGCUUGUCAGCACAAAUGACAGCAUCACAGGAGUCGUCCUGUAUGUGGUCACUUGUAAAGCUGAAAAAGGUUAUCUGGCAAAUCUUGAACACCUAAAAAAUUUACACAAGAAAAGGCAUCACGUUUCUGCUGUCACGGCCAAGGGCUUUGCCCAGUAUGAGCUCUUCAAGUCCACUGCCCUGGAUGAAACCAUCGGCACAUCACAUACUACGAUCAUAUUGGAUAUCUCUUGGAGUCCUGUGGAUGAGAUUCUUCAAAGCCCUCCGCUCUCUUCAGCUGCGACUCUGAAUAUCAAAGUGGAGUUGGGAGAACCCAGAAGUCGUGUGAAUCAUCUCCACGGAGAGCUCAGGUUCCUCCUCGUUUUGGCUGAUGGCAUGAGGACUGGUGUCACCGAGUGGCUUGAGCCUCUGGAAGCAAAAGCUGCUGUGGAACUUGUGCAGGAAUUUCUGAACGAUUUGAAGCAGCUGGAUGGAUUUGCUGAUUCUAUGAAAAAGGACACAGAGGGUGUGAAGCCCGACGCUGCCGCCGUGGACAGGUCUGUGCUCAUCGCAGUGCGUGGAGACCUCGACUUCGCCGAGCAGCUCUGGUGCAAGAUGAGCAGCAGUGUGGUCUCUUAUCAAGACCUGGUGAAGUGUUUCACGUUGGUCAUCCAGAGUCUGCAGCGUGGCGAUGUCCAGCCCUGGCUCCACAGUGGCAGUAACAGCUUGCUGAGCAAGCUCAUCCACCAGUCUUACCAUGGAGCUAUGGACACGGUCUCUCUCACGGGGACUGUUCCACUUCAGAUGCUUUUGGAGAUCGGUCUGGACAAACUCAAGAAAGAUUAUAUCAGUUUUUUCAUUGGUCAAGAACUUGCAUCUUUGAAUCAUUUGGAAUACUUCAUUUCUCCAGCAGUAGAGUUACAAGAGCAGGUUCAUCGUGUGCAGAAGCUCCACCAUAUCCUGGAAAUAGUCAUCGGUUGCAUGCUUUUCAUUAAACCUCAACACGAGCUGCUCUUUUCCCUAACACAAUCCUGCAUAAAAUACUAUAAACAAAAUCCUCUUGAUGAACAGCACGUUUUUCAGCUACCAGUCAGGGCAGCUGCCGUGAAAAACUUAUACCAAAGUGAGAAGCCACAGAAGUGGAGAGUGGAAAUCAACAGUGGCCAGAAGAAGGUUAGGACGGUCUGGCAGCUGAGUGACAGCUCACCUGUAGAGCAUCUGAGUUUUCACAAACCCGACUUCUCUGAGCUCACCCUGAACUGCAGCCUGGAGGAGAGGGUGCCCUUCACCAGCCUGGUGACCUGUAGCCAAGUGCAUUUCAAGUAAAGUGUGCUGAGGGCUCUUCCAAGUCAUAGGUCCCAGCACAAAACAGAAGAGGGGGAGGGGGAGGAAAUAAAUCAACGAGCCUGACAUGCACAUGAACCCCACAGCGGAUGGCGGCCGGUUCCUCU